AAAUACCUUUUGUUUCUCUCACGUUGGGGCUACUUGUUUUAGGGCGCAAAGGAACGGCUUCGAAAGGGGGUAUUUCCCCUGCCGAGAACCGGGAAUCUUACCCCGGCCCGCGCACGCGACCCGCCGGUGCGCCUCGGCCCGCGGACUAUCCUUCAUACACAGACUUGGAAUCUUCCCUUUUUUUACUCCAUUCAAUCAACUUAGCAGGGUUUCAAGAGCAGCGUUUAUAAAUUUCCAGAAUGGAGAUCUCCUCUCAUCAGUCUCACCUCCUGCAACAACUGAAUGAGCAGCGCAGGCAGGAUGUAUUUUGUGACUGCAGUAUUCUGGUUGAAGGAAAGGUCUUUAAAGCCCAUCGAAAUGUAUUAUUUGCUAGUAGCGGCUACUUUAAAAUGCUUCUUUCCCAGAACUCCAAGGAGACAAGUCAGCCAACCACAGCAACAUUUCAGGCUUUCUCCCCUGACACUUUUACAGUUAUCCUGGACUUUGUCUAUUCCGGCAAGCUCUCUCUCACAGGUCAGAACGUCAUAGAAGUGAUGUCCGCUGCUAGCUUCCUUCAGAUGACUGAUGUCAUUAGUGUAUGUAAGACCUUUAUUAAAUCUUCAUUAGAUAUUAGUGAAAAAGAAAAGGAUCGCUAUUUCAGCCUUUCGGAUAAAAAUGCCAGUUCUGAUGGUAUAGAACGCUCCUCUUUUUAUAGCGGCGGCUGGCAAGAUGAAAGCAGUUCUCCACAUUCUCACCUAAGCCCAGAUCAGGGAACAGGUAUAAGUGGGAAAUCUUGGAGUAAGUAUAAUUACCAUCCAGCCUCCCAAAGGAAUACUCAACAGCCUCUGGCCAAGCAUGAACAAAGGAAAGAUUCCAUUAAAAAAUCCAAACAUUUGAGGUUGUCACAGCCUUCUGAAAUGGCUCAUUAUAAGUCAAGCAAACGAGAAGCACGAACAUCUGAUUCUUCUAGCCACAUUUCACAAUCUGAAGAACAGGCACAAAUGGAUGCGGAAAUGGACUCUACUCCUGUUGGCUAUCAGUAUGGUCAAGGAUCUGAUGUCACAUCAAGAAGUUUUCCAGAUGACCUGCCCAGGAUGAGGUUCAAGUGCCCGUACUGCACACAUGUGGUGAAGCGGAAGGCAGACCUCAAGCGCCACCUUCGUUGUCACACAGGAGAAAGGCCCUAUCCCUGUCAAGCUUGUGGGAAAAGAUUUAGCCGGCUAGACCAUCUAAGUAGCCAUUUUCGAACAAUUCACCAGGCAUGCAAACUCAUCUGCAGAAAAUGCAAACGCCAUGUGACUGAUCUAACAGGUCAAGUGGUACAGGAAGGAACCAGGCGCUACAGACUCUGUAAUGAGUGCCUUGCUGAAGUUGGCAUAGACAGCCUCCCCAUUGAUUUGGAAGCUGAACAGCAUCUUAUGUCCCCAUCAGAUGGAGAUAAGGAUUCCAGAUGGCACUUGGGUGAAGAUGAGAAUAGAUCAUACGUGGAGAUUGUAGAGGAUGGGUCUGCUGAUCUGGUCAUACAACAGGUUGAUGAUAGUGAAGAAGAAGAAGAAAAGGAAAUAAAGCCCAAUAUCAGGUAGCUGGGAUGUGAACCAACAGAUCUGGCAUGUCUGCAACUUACAUUGACUUCCCAUAACUCUCUCUUUCCACAGUCAGAGUCUGGUUAACAAAUUAUCAGACUGACUUGAAAGUAAUGACCUGAUAUCACUUGCAUGCUUUCUGAACAGGCCAUUGUAUCCAUUCUGAACUUUGUUGCCCUAAAAUCUGUUGCUGCACUGGAAAGAAAGACCUAGCUUGAGUUGGCAUGAUGGAUGAACAAUUAAUCCUCUUACUUUUAUUACAGAGAUACCUUUUUUUUUUAAUAUUGGAAGAUCUACUUAGUGAACUUUUUCAAAGAAAAUAUUUUAAAUAAAUUCACCACAACCAAACU
Messenger RNA from Lipotes vexillifer (Yangtze River dolphin), 1912 nucleotides. It is a transcript of the gene ZBTB8A, whose product is annotated as zinc finger and BTB domain containing 8A. The transcript has 5 exons. The coding region runs from base 240 to 1562 and encodes 440 amino acids. NCBI's taxonomy places the organism in Eukaryota, Metazoa, Chordata, Mammalia, Artiodactyla, Lipotidae. The record is from RefSeq and is a predicted model, not a curated record. Gene Ontology annotation, molecular function: protein binding; RNA polymerase II cis-regulatory region sequence-specific DNA binding; DNA-binding transcription factor activity, RNA polymerase II-specific. Gene Ontology annotation, biological process: regulation of transcription by RNA polymerase II.